CAUGGAGCUGUGUCAGGGGAGGGCAGAUGGGGAGUUAGGAAAGGUUCUUCACCAGAGGGUCGUGCAGCCCUGGAAGAGGAUGCCCAGGGCACUAGCGAUGGCCUUAAGCUGCCAGAGAUCAAGAGCUAUUGGGACACCACUCUGAGACAUAGGGUUUGAUUUUGGGUGAUGCUGUGUGAAGCCAGGAGUUGUACUUGAUAUUCCUUAUGAGUCCUUUCCAACUUGGGAUAUUCUAUGAUUUGUUAUGUCAAUAACAUUUUAGAUAAGGAUAAUCUAUCAAUGUUUACCCAAAUUUCCACCAUGAGCAAGGAAAAAAGCACAUUAGAUAUUCCUCAGAGUCACACAAAGGGCACGGCCUCUUCAUCCACUGCAGCCAGGCGGCUGGCCAGCAACUUGCUCAUCUGAAAACUGAACUCAGUAGAUACAUUUGUGUGAAAUUCAGUAUAAACGGUGAGACUUUGAAGGCAGAAAGACAAAGCAUAUGUAGAAUUUAAAAUUUUAUUAUCUCCGGCACAACAUUAAGGCAUAUUCCACCAUUACUCUUGAUGAAAUCUUACAGUGAGAAGGAGACUCAAUCACUUCUCCUUGUUUUUUUUGCUAACCACAACACUGAGUUGCAAGCAAGUAAAAAAAACAAACCUUGUAAAAGCUCUCGGGUUUUAGAUUUUGCUGAACUUGUUUGGAAAACACUUAAUUUAGAUUCUAUUAGUUUUUAAUCAAUCUAGUUGAAGAAAUUAUUCUUUUGGCUGCUUUCACUGAAAACUUCGUUAAAAGCAAAUUAUAGCUCUCUGAUUGCUACAGGCUGGAAAACCUUCCCCUUUUUCACUCAUAGCAGCUUACUUCUCUAUUUCUAAUCACAGCUGCUGAGUAGUCUGUUCCAGACAAGGAAAAUGGGUGCAUAGAAUCCGAUUUCAAAUUAUUUUCCAAUAAAGUUUAAUAGGUAAUAGAUUUAGGACGAUUUUUUUUUCCCCAGACAGCUCCUUUUUGAAUACCAUCUGUAAAUUGUGAUUCAGAGACAAGAGACUCAGAUACGAAUAAUGUUUGAUCUAUGUCUGGCAAGCACAACUGCUAUCAUUAAACUGGGCUUUUAUGAGGCUUGUUGAAUGUUCAUAAGCAAACUUAAAGCAAAUCUGAAUGCAUAAUGAAGUUAGAAUUUAUAUUAAGCUGGCAUAGUUGAAAUGAAGUUACAAGAGAAACAAAUUCAAUGUAAAUUAUUUGGAAGUACGGAGGAAAUAAGUUAUCAUUUUAUCAAAGAAUUAUAUGUAAAAAUAGGCAAAUAAGCACAACUUCUUUAUCAUACAGAAAAGUCAAAUACAACAUAGCAAGCAUGGAAUUUGUGGUAAAUGGACGGCCAUAGAUUUCUCUUAUUUCCCAUAAUUGUUAUGGAAUCAAUCUCAAAAUCACCAUUCUUGUAUAGCAAUCCAUUCAGCUCUUUUAUCUCAUCAUCAGAUCUUAAAUUAACUUGGUGACUUUCAGCAGCUGAGAAUUAGGGAAGGACAGUUUUGUUUAAUCUCACUGGAGAAAGGUCAGUCCUUGCCAACAAAACUAUUUCCUCUUCUACUAAUAUAAGACCUAGUUAGGCAAACAGAAUUGAGUAGAACUUGCCAGCUUUAACAAUCAAGCCUUAGUUAAAAAACAAACAAACAAAAUGAAAAAAUGGUUAUUUCCUACAAUCAAUGGGCUUUUUCCUACAAGCAAAAUCCUCUUGAAGACUGGGGCUACACAGGAGUUCAAGGAUACCGUGAGUAAUAUCGACACUUAUGAGAAAUAAAAGUACUUUGUAACAAGGGGAAUUUCAACUUUAAAAGAGGAACCUUUUGGGCAAAAGCUGCAUAUGUGCAUUUGCAAGAGGGCAGUGCUGAUUUUCUCUGUCCAAGUCUUUCAGCAUGUAGCGGAGAACAGAGGAAAGAAUGAACAUUUAUAUCGUCAAGAUCCGUGCUGGAGUAUUUUGCUGCCUUUGAGACAGGAAGCCUGAAGAAAGAAAUUAGAGAUACAUUCCCUUUGGUUGUGGAGGAAGAGUUUUGCUUGCAGAGGCAGUGGAAUGCUCCGUGAUCUUUGGACCAAAGCCUUCUGGACCGUGCCUGAAAGAACUUGCAUCAGCUGAUUAAGGACAUCCUUUAAAUAAAGAAAGAGAGUUUUCUCACAACACCACAGUUUAAUGGCCCACAUCAUGGUUCAGCAACUGUCUUUGAAGCAGCUCAUCUAAGAGCAACAGAAGUCACACUGUGAUCUCCCUCUCCAGGACAUGUGGAAAUCCUGAAGCAUCUUGGAGCCCUCAACAUGCAGGCAGCCCUGCAACCACCAUCUGGAAGACAGCAGCCAGGAAACUCUGUGGGACCUUUGAGACUUUUGUCUUCAGCUCCAAAGCUAACCCAUAAAGAAAGGCAUGGAGAAAGUGUUAUCUGUUGUGGGUUUUUGUGUGUAUUUUUUUCCCCCUCGAGUUUUGUUUUUCUCUCUUAUUUUCAUUUCCAGUUUUGGUCUUUGCUCCUGUGAGAAUGUCAUUGCAAAACAUGCCUUGUUAUAGCAGUACAGUCAUUUAUAUUUCCAGUUGCUAAAUUGUUUUUAAUUCUCCUCUUCUAAAUCUUCAUUAGAUCCAAAAAAACAAGGCUAUUGUGUUCAUUAUUUUUCUUUGUUUGACUAGAAGCAAAAAUUUUUAUUCACAGGAGCAAAAACAUGACUGCUGAGAAGGAGCUCCUGUAGGUUUCUGUGGCAUAGGCACAGGCAAGUUGGCAUAGGUAAUUUUAUUUAGACAAUUAGUUGUGUGGUUCAACUGAGUGGGCCCCAAGAUAAACAUUCACCACCUAGCAGGGUGGUUUGUGCUGUGGAGCAGAAGGAGAAUGAGCUCUGCUUAUAGCAAUGGAUCUUGUACAAGCUCCCUCUCUUCUGCUGUGACUUUGGUGAGUGUCACUGAUCACAAAGAAUGUUAUCUGUAUCCUUUGGCGCAUCCAAGUUUCUCUAUCCUCUUUCCUAAGAAAAGGGUGAAUCUGGAAAAAAUAUGGUUUUGUGUUUUGCAGUACACACACAGAAAACACAACAGCUGACUGAGGGAAAUUCUGUGUUAAACAGAAAAAUACACUUGCUCCCAGAAAUCUGUGGUAAAAAAGAUCAAAGUGUACAAGCUUAAAAUAAAACAUGGCAAAAAAAAGGGGAAAUAGAAGACAGCAAUCACACUUCUUUUUUCAUGUAAGAGCUGAAGAGUUCUUACACCUUCUCCACUAAAAAAGAGCAUUCUUUGGAAUAAUUCAGAAAGCAGAGUGGAGCACCUUGGAUGGCAUGGUGUGAAGGCUUCUCCCAGACAUGUGGAAAUAGCACAGGAAAAACACAAAGGCACUGCUAUCCAUCAGCUGUAAGACAGUAGAUGCAGAAGUUCUCUCUCCUACAAAUAAGAAAUACUUGGAGAAAGGGCCUUGACUGUUAAACAAGAUUAUAUAGGUUCACUAUGUGAAGUCAGUCACAGAAGUGUUCUGCUUAUGAGAUGAGUCAAAGGGCUUUUUUUCUUAAAUAGAUACUUUUUUUUUUUUCUUGACCAAACCAUGUGACACGUAGCCUCAACUCUUUAAACCCCAUAGGAUUAAUUUCAGUUGUCUUUCAUUAUAGUGAAAGAAAGGUUCCUGUUACACAAUGGAAGGUUACCCAUUUCAUCACUUCUGGUAGUUGACAUCAUUGUGCUGCCUGUCUCCACCACCUACUUCUCCUGUGUUAUCCUCUCUUCUUCCUCUGCUUUCAAUUCCCCAUCUUCUUCCAUGUUCAGCUAAGGGCAGGCAUGCUCCCCAUUCCUCUCUCCUCUGUGCCAGUUGUUCUGGGUACUCUGGCCCUUUGCAGUCCAUACACUCUGUGCCCCUCCCAUGGCAUACCCAGUAACCUUGAACCUCACCACAGUCACUGUAAACCAGAGGUCUGUCAUAGCAUGCUUCUGGUUGCUAAUGGCUGUUAAAGCACAGAGAAACAUUUCCACUAGUUGAAGGGAAAUGUGAGAUUAACUUUCUCAAAAAUCUCUCUUGAAACUUCUUCCUGUUUUACUGCUACUCGGGGAGCACUGGAGAAGGCACUGCAGUGUUUUCAACCUCUAAAAUACUUCUUUAAUUUUUCCUUCUUACAGCAUCAUGGAGGUCUACAUAUUCUUUCUUUUUGCCAUAACACUUCUCCCAGGUAUUGCUGCCAAUGUACAUCACGUGAAGUCAUUUCUUGAUCACACUGCAUACCUAUCUUGCUAUUUUCCAAACUCUCAGAAAAAUGACAUAAAGAAUAUAAUAGUUUUUUGGCAAAAAGAUACAGGUGAAGUGGUACAUGAAGUUUUCCUUGGCCAGGAAAUACACGAUCACCUUAGUCCUAAAUACAUAAAUCGUACCAAGAUGGAUAUGGACAAAUGGACCUUGCAACUGUUAAAUGUAAGGAUUGUGGAUGAGGGGCAGUAUAAAUGUAUUAUUAUGCACAUGGACAAGGGACCAAAAAAGAUCAUACACGAAUCUGAGUGCUUACUGCACAUCACUGCCAACUAUAGUCAGCCUGUGAUAGCACAGCUACACAGUGGGGAACCAAAGCCCAAUGAAAACCUGAAUCUUUCCUGUUCUUCCAGCGGAGGUUAUCCAGAGCCUAAGCAGAUGAUUUGGCUAAUUUCAAGUGAAAACAUAACAGAUAGGCUUAUACGACACAUGGAUGUCUUACAGGAUGCUGUAACAAAGCUGUAUAAUGUUACCAGCAAGCUGAAUAUCCCAGUUCCUACAAAUACACUCACUAAUAUUAGCUGUUUGCUUCACCUUGGAGAGCAACAGGGGAGCCUUAUCUCAGUGCCACUAGUCAUAGAGAUACAGGCAGAAGAAAUUGAACCAGUGAAGGUAAAUUUCUUUGGCCCACUUAUAGCUGUAAUUUUACUGAUCACACUUCUUCUGGGUUUUUUAAUAUUGAAGAACAGAAAUAUCUCAUCUACCAACCAGAGUGUCAGUCUCGCAGUCUAAAAGGUAUCCAGCUUGAAAUAGAGGCCAGCAGCUAUAGACUGCUGACUGGGAACCAUUUCUGCACAUAGUGAGGUCUGAGGUCCCACUGUUUCAGAUGCCGCGCCAGAACAAGAAUCCUCUCCAAACACCUUGCAGAACAACAUGCAAUAUUUUCAUCUGGUGACUGAAUUCCACUGUCCAGCGUUCUUUGCUUUUAUUUUUGCUACAGAACAAAUACAAUAGUUGCUACAGUAGCAAAUACAAUACUCUGUCUCUAUGAGUUUCCCUUUAGGGAAAACUCUCCUGAUUUAAUGGGCAUUUUGGGCAAACGAACAUCUUCUACAUUAUUAAUUGGCACACACAUGAAUUUUCCUGGCUCCUGAUGCAGUUACUCUGGCUGCAGUCUUGAUCACUAAGAGGAAAUGCCACCUUGGACCUUCCUGCACUCAAUGGCUUGAUUCACUUCUGAAUGGACUAAUGUGGUUUUUGCCUUCUGCGAUACUACCUAGAUAUAAAGAACUGAAUUUAGUGAUCUCAUUAAAUCUGGAAAGAAGAGAUGAAAACUUUGCCAUCCACGUGCCACAAAAAAAAAAAAAAAAAGAAGAAGAAAAAAAAAAGGAAACAUUUCUUCCAACACAAAGAAGUAUCAUGUAUUCAGCAACUGGACAGGUAGGAAGAUGGUGAGAUAUGAAGGGCAGAAAUCUUCCCACUUUGCCAACAGUAACAAAUAAGCAGAGAAGAACAGCAAGCAGCUGCUCCAACUGUUAUAAGUACAAUAUAUCUUCUUUUCAUUAUUUUCUUUUGUUUUGCUUUUUGCUGGGACUCCUUCACCCUUUGACAAGGCCACAGAAAACAGCUAAGCACUUAGCAGCACUACUAUCACUGGCUAAGUGGCAGGUUUUUUAAGGGCAGAGGCUGACUUGGGAGAAUACUGAGUGUCUGCAUAAGGAGAAGCUGUUUAAAAGUCUAAGUGCUCCCCAAGAUCCUGCAGUCUUCAGUUGUAUGGUUGGGUUUGACACCUGUGACUGUUUUGCUGUAUCUUUCAUUAUGCUCUGUGACACUGUAAAAUGCUGUCAGUGAGAGUCAAUGAAGAGAGCGGAACAGUAAGAGUUGCAGAAGUGAAUGUCUCAGAAAUAGAAAGAGUUAGGCCCUAACCUGUGAAUCACUGACCUUACUGGAAAUAUGAACAGAGUCAGGGUAUUUAAUCAUGGGCCAUAAAUGCUCUGGGCUUUGUAUGGCUUCGUACCAGCAACUUUCUUGUACAUUAUACAGUAGAAAAAGGAACUUAAAAACAUUGCCCCACCUACUGAGAAAAGCUGCGAAAUUUCCAUAGGGCAUUUAAAACCAGAAAUAACUGAAAGAAAAGAAAAUGUUUUUAAUGUAAUUUUUUGUUAUUGUAUCUUUUUUUUUUAAAGAUUAAUAUCUUCCUAUGUAUACUGACCAGAUGCUGUACUACAGGUUUUUCAGGAGGAGGCAGGGAUAGCAUAUUAAAGCAUGAGGUAUCAUUCAUUUGUGUAUAAAUACAGAUAUACAAGUUAAGCAAAGCAGAUACUGAAAAAAAUAAUACUAAUAAUAAGCAUGUUCCAGUUUGAUUGACUGUUUUCUCCCUUUCUUAAUUUGGCUUCCAAGUUUAAAGAUACAGCAAUCCAUACAUGAUGUUAUACUCAACUACAGGAUAUAGUUUUACUUUUCAUGACAGGUUAUUUGUUUCAUUCAAAAUGUUCCAGUCCUCAAUCUUGAUCAAUGUCUGCAUUUUAUUUUCUACAAUGCUACUGACAACUUUCAAGAAAAAUACAGAAGAUCUGAGACAAAUUUUUUUUUGAGAUCUUGAUUGUCCGUAAUAUGGACAUUAACAUUACAUUCUCAAGACAAAAUUCAGCUCAGGUUUGCAUUCUGGGGACAUAAAUUCUCCACUGUUCCUACUUGGUAAAAAUAUUCUUUUCUGUGAAGUGAUGUUAAGAAUUGCUAGACUCCACCUCAGUUUCACCUUUAUUUUCACCUGAGUAAGAGAAUUUGCAUGUUAUCUGGAGUUUGUAAAACCAUUUGGGAGUCAGUUCAUUAAGCUAUUAUGCCAAUAAGCCAAACAUUUUUAUUCAGAUUAGUAUAAUUCAAAUUAUAUGAAAAGUCACAGCUCUUAUUUUCAUGUAAGGUUUUAUAUUUGCUAGCAAAGUUAUUUAAUGACAUUAAAAUAUACAUAUUUUUC
Molecule: messenger RNA, 7137 nt
Organism: Phasianus colchicus (ring-necked pheasant)
Lineage: Eukaryota; Metazoa; Chordata; Aves; Galliformes; Phasianidae
Source: RefSeq, a predicted model, not a curated record